AACCCCCGUCUCCUCCCUCCAAUUAAGCAACAUCACAUUCACCACCACACCAGCAUCCAUGAAACAGAGCAAAGCAGAGCAGAGAGCAAAGCGAAUGGAUCAUUAAGAGACGAUGAGAUGAGUGAGGAGGAGGCGCUGCAGUUGCCGCCGGGAAGAAUCCACCAUUAGCCGCCAGAUGCAGCAUGCACAUGGUUAGCAGCAUCAGCUGCUGCUGCUGCUGCUACCGGGAAAGGGAGGCAAGAAAGUGGAGGAGGAGGAAGAGAGGAAGGAAAUCGUCGUCGUCGUCGUCUUGGGGUGGUGAUUAGGGGUGGUCCGGCCAUGUCGGCAGCCGUGUGGAGGGGCCAUGGCAUUGGCAGUGGCAGCAGCAGCAACGUCACGCGGCAGAUCCUCAAGUGCACGAGGUGGCAGCUGGAGGAGACGACGGACUUCAUCACCUGCCCCUACCACUACUACUGCGACAGCGCCUACCCGGGCGACUACGCCGCCGCCGUCGGCGCGCUCGUCGCGGCCUUCGCCGUGUACUGCCUCCUCUCCGCCGCGGCGUUCGCCGUGCUGGACAUUGGCAGGGGCGGCGGCGGCGGCGGCGGCGGGCGGACGAGGAGGAAGUACAUGGUGCCGUCGGGUCCGUUCUUGCUGCCGUUGGUGCUCCUGGCCCUCGCCAAGGGGCAGCGGAUCAACGCCGUGUUCCCGCUCGCGCAGCUCGGCCCGGCAUUGCUGCUGACGCUGCAGGCGUCCGCGCUGGCGUUCCGGAACGAGGCCGACGGCGACCUCCGGUACGCGGUGCUGGAGGCGUCCACCGUGUCCGGGAUCCUGCACGCCAGCCUCUACCUCGACGCCGUCGUGCUGCCCUUCUACACCGGCACGGACGCGCUCCGCUGGUCGCGGUUCUCCGGCGAGUGCGCCACCUGCCUCUGUCGGAUGGAGCCGCUCGUCGUCGGCGGCCGGACGGUGCUCUACCGGGGCCUGUCCAAGACGGCGCUCGCCAUCAUCUUCGCUCUCUGCUCGCGGAUGGUGUGCCGGAUCUACGGCGAGGAGCGGCUCAGCGCGUGGACGCGGUCGGCGCUGGAGGCCGCCAGCUGGGUGUUCGUCGCCGGCGACGGCGUCUACCUCACCGGGUGGGCGCUCGCCGAGGGCGCCGCGGCGAGCGUCGCCGCGUACGCGCUCGUCGCCGGCCUGGUGUUCCUGUGUAUUUUUGGUAAAGUGUACAAGCUGUUGGCUUGGAUGGAAACGAGGCAGGUGCAGUGGAAACCAAACGUCAGUGGAUGCCACAAUGUGGUUUGAUAAUUAAUUUCUUUUUCUUUUUGGGUUUCUGGAGUUGUUUCUUUCUUUGAUUCACAGGAAAUUGUAAAGCAUAAUAACCCAUUAAUUCAGUUUUUUGUGUGUA
Oryza brachyantha (malo sina) is the source of this 1384-nucleotide messenger RNA. RefSeq lists its product as uncharacterized. The transcript has a single exon. Lineage: Eukaryota; Viridiplantae; Streptophyta; Magnoliopsida; Poales; Poaceae. The record is from RefSeq and is a predicted model, not a curated record. The coding region runs from base 319 to 1281 and encodes 320 amino acids.